AAUAUUUUUUCUAACUUAUUCAAAUUUAAGACCAGUCUUAGGGCUAUUUUAGACUUCGUUCAUAAUAAAAUUCUCCCUGCUAAAGAAGGAGUUGACAUUUCAGUCAGGGAUGCAACCUUCAUAGGAAGUAUGUUUCCAACAUAUUUUUUUAAUAAGAUCUUCAUUCAAGGUUGCGCCACUUCUCUUAUGUCCCUCGCACAGUAUCUCUGCUCUUCGACAUUUGGAACAAUGUCUGAUACAAUGGGAAGAAAGUCUGUCCUGCUAAUUCUUUGCUUCGUGCACAUAGCUUCGACUCUUCUUCUUUCACAAUCUGGAAUAUCUUUUGUAUUCUUUCUUCUUGCUCGAAUUCUGCUUGGUGUAUCUCGCGCACAUGUUGGAAUUCUUUCCGCUAUGAUUUCUGAUGUUUCUGAUAGAGAGUCAAGAACAGCUGCCAUGGCAUCCCUAGGCAUUGCUUAUUCCUUGGCUUUCACUGUCGGUCCAAAAGCCAGUAGCUGGAUCCUCAACAAGCUGUUUUUCAAUGAAGGUUCCACUGGAAGUGUUCUUGGACCUCAUAUUGGUCUUUUCGCCGCUUCUCUUGUUUGCAUUGAUCUUCUUUUGCUCUACACAUUUCCAGAAACCAUAAAACCUAAAGAAGACACCGAAAAGAAGGUAAUUCCUCUUGAUGUGCAUUUGAGAUUCCAUUUUAACAAGUCGGUCCCGAAACGUUCAUUUUAUCAGUCACUCAAGAUUCUGAAUCCGAUUGAACUCUUCCGUUUCAGUGGAAUUGAAGAUGCUCGUGAUCGUACAAAAAUGAAGAAAAUGGCACAAGUUUUUUUCCUUCAUAUGUCACUCUACUCUGGGCUUGAGUGUUCACUUCUCUUCCUUGCUCAGCAGAGAUUUAACUAUACAGGUGAAAAGCAAUCUCAUAUCUUCCUCUUCACUGGUGUUACCAUGGUUAUUGUUCAACGUGAAGUCUUUUGUGUUUGUAUUCUUACUCUCGUUGACCUCCUUUUCCAGGCCAUGCUCCUCCAAGUUCUGGCUUAUUUGACUUUUGGCUUCUCUAUAACCGAAUGGAUGUUUUAUACUGCUCUGCUGCUCUACAGCAUUACUUCGUCUCUCUUCACCCCAACAUUCAACAGUCUUGCCUCGCUUUCAAUUGGACCUCAACAUCAGGGACAACUUAUGGGCACCUUCCGUUCCAUCAACGGUCUAGCACGUUGUGUCGGUCCUAGUUUGGUUGGAACUCUGAUGUGGGGAGUUGGAGCUGCCACAGCUUUUACAUUGGCGUCUGGGGCUACGAUUCUUGUUGCUCUUCUCUUCAAGAACAUUCCAAAUCUUGACGAAUUCAAAGCCAGCGGACAAGCCAAAGUUGAUCCUUCGACAAAGAAGUCAUCCUAA
Rodentolepis nana is the source of this 1377-nucleotide messenger RNA. The record is from the annotation of a GenBank genome assembly. Lineage: Eukaryota; Metazoa; Platyhelminthes; Cestoda; Cyclophyllidea; Hymenolepididae.